Messenger RNA from Peromyscus maniculatus bairdii (prairie deer mouse), 2853 nucleotides. The record is from RefSeq and is a predicted model, not a curated record. Lineage: Eukaryota; Metazoa; Chordata; Mammalia; Rodentia; Cricetidae.
UGGCUCCCACGGAAGCCAAUUUGUUCUCCAGCCACAUUAAUAGAAGCAUGGCAUUUAGAAUACAGGGGAGGACUGUCUACUGGCCUCUCCGCCUGUCAGAUGUCAUCAGUCGUAAUGGACUCUACGGAAGCAUGUGAUUUCUGAGAGAUCUGGCAUUCUGGAGUGUGGGCGGAGCAGAAUGACCUCAGAAGAGAAGGCUUUCUGAAGAAACUGAGGCUACAGAGCCUGAGUGGGGUGCCAUUUGCAAAACCUGUGAAGUCACUGUGCCUAGUUCCAGCGGCCCUAGAGUUGGGAGAACUUACUGCUAAUAACAGUAUAGCGUCAGACAAGUUACUCAACUCCUGGGAGCCGCAUUUCCUUCAGUUUUAGAAGAGAUUUCACAUGCGGUUUCUGAGGCCUCCCCUUGACUGGGGGCCUAACUUUCUACAUACUCUUUAUUAACUCAUAACUAAUUCAGGAGUGGAACUGUGACCAAAGCUAGAUACACGCUGUCUAGCCUGCGCCCCCACCCCCUUUUUAAAGAUUUGUUUUUAUGUCUGCCACAAGUGUGCCUGUCGCCCUUGGAGUCCAGAAGAGGGCAUCAGAUCUGGAGUUACAAAAGAUUAUGGCCUCAUCGGGUUAAGGACCAAGUCAAAGAGAUCCAAAGAUCCAUAGACUCCUGUGGUGAAAUCGGGUUUGUACAUCAGCACCCAGGGCCAAUCUGACCAUGAAGACUUUGAUCUCAUCAUGUAAAUCAACAUGCUGAAGUGUUCUAUGGACUACUGGGAGCUGAUACAAAUGGGAGGUGGGCUCUGGCUGAAGACCGAGCAGCUGACCCUUUCCUGGGACCCACGCUCAAGUGCAUCUGCAGAGGUUCCAAAGAGGUACGGCAACCCGGGAUUUCUGCAGUGGUGGCUGAGCAGCCCAGUGGCUGGGCUUGUGUCCUGAGACUCAGGGCGGGAAGAGGCAGAUCAGUGCCGGGGUGCUCCGGUAGACACCUGGACAGCGCAUCGGGCCCCGCCCCGCGCGCCACGCUUUAAAGAGCAGCAAGGCCGGGCGCUCCGUCGCGGUCGCGGUCACGGUCAUGGAGGGCAUGCCCGCAGCCAACUGGAGCAUCGAGUUGGACCUCGGGAGUGGAGUGCCGCCUGGGGUGGAGGGGAACCUCACGGCCGGGCCGCCGCGGCGCAACGAGGCCCUGGCGCGCGUGGAGGUGGCGGUGCUGUGCCUCAUUCUGUUCCUGGCGCUGAGCGGCAACGCGUGCGUGCUGCUGGCGCUGCGCACCACGCGCCACAAGCACUCGCGCCUCUUCUUUUUCAUGAAGCACCUGAGCAUCGCCGACCUGGUGGUGGCUGUGUUCCAGGUGCUCCCGCAGCUGCUGUGGGACAUCACCUUCCGCUUCUAUGGGCCCGACCUGCUGUGUCGUCUGGUCAAAUACUUGCAGGUGGUGGGCAUGUUCGCCUCCACCUACCUGCUGCUGCUCAUGUCGCUCGACCGCUGCCUGGCCAUCUGCCAGCCGCUGCGCUCGCUGCGCCGCCGAACCGACCGCCUGGCAGUGCUGGCGACGUGGCUUGGCUGCCUGGUGGCCAGCGCGCCGCAGGUGCACAUUUUCUCGCUGCGCGAAGUGGCGGACGGCGUCUUUGACUGCUGGGCUGAGUUCAUCCAGCCCUGGGGACCCAAGGCUUACGUCACGUGGAUCACGCUCGCCGUCUACAUUGUGCCUGUCAUCGUGCUGGCCGCCUGCUAUGGCCUCAUCAGCUUCAAGAUCUGGCAGAACUUGCGACUCAAGACGGCAGCGGCUGCGGCGGAGGCCCAGGGGACUGAAGGAUCUGCAGCCGGUGGAGCUGGGCGGGCGGCGCUGGCUCGGGUCAGUAGCGUCAAGCUCAUCUCCAAGGCGAAGAUCCGCACAGUGAAGAUGACCUUUAUCAUCGUAUUGGCCUUCAUCGUGUGCUGGACGCCUUUCUUCUUCGUGCAGAUGUGGAGCGUCUGGGACGUCAAUGCGCCCAAGGAAGCUUCUGCCUUCAUCAUCGCCAUGCUCUUGGCCAGCCUCAACAGCUGCUGCAACCCUUGGAUCUACAUGCUCUUCACGGGCCACCUCUUCCACGAACUUGUGCAACGCUUCCUCUGCUGCUCUGCCCGUUACCUGAAGGGCAGCCGGCCUGGAGAGACAAGCGUCAGCAAGAAGAGCAACUCAUCUACCUUUGUCCUGAGUCGCCGCAGCUCCAGCCAGAGGAGCUGCUCUCAACCAUCUUCAGCGUGAGCCCACCACGCCAGCCAGCGGCAGGGGUUAUGCGGUCUCCGGUCUGCCCCCUGGUGGCCGUGCAUGGAGCUGUAUAAGGUGCCUAUUGGUGUGCGUCCUUCUAUUCCUUGAGGUGGCUAGAGCGUGGGGCAUAUUCUGUCUUGGGGUUGGGGAAAUGUCUCUAUGGGAGAUGACAGAGUCACUCAGCCAUCAGAGGGUUGCCUGGGCUCCCACCUGUGAUUCUAUUACCCCAACCGGAAUGCUCCUGGGUGGUGGGUGGGCUCUCCUGAACCUGGCUUUCAUUCCAUUAUUAUUACUUUUUUUUUUUUUUAACUCGUUUAUCCUGGGAUCUUGUGAAAGGCAGUAAGCCACGGAUUGGUGACCAGUGGGCUGGGACAAGGAAUGGGAAAUGAGGCCUCAGAUGCAGAGUGGUGCUGAUUUCCUCAUGACCCAAGUUGUGUGGACAGAUCUUAGCAUCCUCAGGGACCAGUUUGUCGCAGGAAAACACCGGGAAGUGGAGACUGAACUGGGAGGCCACCUGGCUCAGGAAGGCAAUGAGAACAUGGGCUGAAAUGCUGAAGAAGCUGAUGCUUGAUAAACAUUUGGGAAAAAAAAAUAAAUGAGAGCCCUCCAAGACA